Molecule: messenger RNA, 832 nt
Organism: Ostrinia furnacalis (Asian corn borer)
Lineage: Eukaryota; Metazoa; Arthropoda; Insecta; Lepidoptera; Crambidae
Gene: RpS3
Product: ribosomal protein S3
Exons: 4
Coding region: 78-803 (241 amino acids)
Biological process (GO): translation; positive regulation of apoptotic signaling pathway
Cellular component (GO): nucleus; cytosolic small ribosomal subunit
Molecular function (GO): structural constituent of ribosome; RNA binding
Source: RefSeq, a predicted model, not a curated record
CGCACCGAGUAGUUUGACAUUGACGUUUACUGUAUCUGUUUCCGGCCUUUACGGUUUUCUCAGCUCCCAUAGCAAUCAUGGCGGUGAACAACAUUUCAAAAAAGCGAAAAUUCGUCGGAGACGGAGUUUUCAAGGCGGAACUGAAUGAGUUCCUCACUCGGGAGCUGGCCGAAGAUGGUUACUCCGGCGUGGAAGUGCGCGUCACCCCAACGCGGUCGGAGAUCAUCAUUAUGGCCACCAGAACCCAGAGCGUACUGGGAGAGAAGGGUCGCAGAAUUCGUGAACUGACCUCCGUGGUCCAGAAGCGUUUCAACAUCCCUGAACAGUCUGUUGAGCUGUACGCUGAGAAAGUCGCCACUCGCGGUCUCUGCGCCAUCGCGCAAGCCGAGUCUUUGAGAUACAAACUUAUCGGAGGUCUCGCUGUCCGUCGUGCCUGCUAUGGUGUGCUGAGGUUCAUCAUGGAGUCUGGCGCCCGCGGCUGCGAAGUGGUAGUGUCUGGCAAGCUCCGUGGCCAGCGUGCCAAGUCGAUGAAGUUCGUCGACGGCCUCAUGAUCCACUCCGGAGACCCAUGCAACGACUACGUCAACACCGCCACCAGACACGUACUGCUCCGGCAAGGCGUGCUUGGAAUCAAGGUAAAGAUCAUGCUUCCGUGGGACCAGCAAGGCAAGAACGGCCCCAAGAAACCGCAGCCCGACCACAUCCUGGUCACGGAGCCCAAGGACGAGCCGGCGCCCCUCGAGCCUACCAACGAGCGCGCCAUGGCGCCGCCGCCUGCGCAGCCCGUAGCCGCCUCGGCAUAAGUUUACGUUAAUAUACACUCGUAAAAACA